Messenger RNA from Populus euphratica (Euphrates poplar), 4415 nucleotides. Its product is annotated as putative E3 ubiquitin-protein ligase LIN-1. Gene Ontology annotation, biological process: protein ubiquitination. NCBI's taxonomy places the organism in Eukaryota, Viridiplantae, Streptophyta, Magnoliopsida, Malpighiales, Salicaceae. Gene Ontology annotation, molecular function: protein binding; ubiquitin-protein transferase activity. Bases 285 to 4289 code for a protein of 1334 amino acids. The transcript is spliced from 16 exons. The record is from RefSeq and is a predicted model, not a curated record.
UCCUGGUGAAAUAGAAAAAUCAGAGAGUGGAAACUGAAUACAGAAGUUUGUCUCUUCUUGCUUCAAUCACCAAUCAUUUACAAGGGCCGUCCCGUUCUUUUUUUCUUUUAAAGAAGAAUGAAUUAAAUCCUUGUGAGGGAGUGAGUAUUUUUGGUUUGAGUCUAGCAGAAUUUCGUUUGUGAUAAUUCUUGAGAAAUCGUGAUCAUAAGUCGUUCUUAUGGUGUCGUAGUGGUGUUGUUCUGGGUGGUUUGCUGUCAAAAUUAAUAUUUACAAUAACUUUUAACAUGGCAACCACCACAGCGUCCCAAAUCCUCCACCACACCACUGCCUUCCUCUCCGAAACCCUCUCCCAACGUCAUGACCACCGCCACCAUCUUCUCUCCACUCUCCGCCGCGAAGCCCCAUCAUCCAACAAAAUCACCACCAUCAAACCUCUGAAUUUAGCAGUUGAGAAUCUCGAAAACGCCAUCUCUACUACCAAUCCUUCCAUUCGAUCAUCUUCUCUACGCCUCGCCCAAAAGGUUCUCCUCUCGUAUCCGGAUUCCCUCCUUUCCUCCUUGCUUCUCUCUCUCAUCUACACCCUCGACAACCGGCCCACCAAUGCCUCCAUAAGUCUCCUUAACAUCUUCCAUCUAGACCCUUCAUUGGCUCGAUCACAGAUUGCUCCUGUUCUUUUUGAGGAGCUGUUUUUAGUCCAUCUUCUACCAGUUCUUCGAUGGUUUAAUGAGCAAAGAUCAAGGAUUUUGUCCUCUUUAACAUUGGGUAGGGGUUAUGAUAGUGAUGAAAAUUCAAAAGGUGAUGUUUCAAUUGUUGUUCCUUGUACGAAAUUGCUGUCAAAGAUGAGUGGUGAUCAGGCAUUGGAGUUGAAGGAGUUAGAGAGCAUAUACGAGGAGGUUAUUGAUGAAAAUUGCAAAGUUUUCGCCAAGUAUUUUAAGGAGGUCGUAACCAACGGUGAUGAAAAUAGUAUGAUAACGCCACCAUCGGUGAUCUUGAAAGAAUCUGAUGUGAGUGAUGAAAUUAGCAAGAUGGAGGAACUCGGCUUUAAGAAUGGACGGUACAAUCCAAUGUGGACUGAAGGAGAAAGAUCUGUUGAUUUCCUUAGUUUUAGCGGGGAUUUGUAUUCUUCACCAUCCUAUCCUCGAAGGGUCUCUCCAGAGAAGAUAAAAAGUAUCAGCUGUAGAAGAUCGACAGCAUUUCCCACAUCGUUAAAUUCUGAUUCUGAGCCUGAGUUGUCUUUAGAAGACAAUAUGGCCUCUUCCGGUGCAUCUUCUUCUUGUUGUUCGGAAUCCGAAGCUGAAAUUGAGGAAAACAACAGAAAAAUGGCAUUGUUUGAGCCUACACAAAGCGAAACGCAAAAACAAAAGCAGGCUACCGUUGCAGAUAUCAGUAGUACGUCUUCAGAACAUUCAAUGGCCGAUACAGAUAACUCACCUGGCGGAGGAAAACAUACCCCUCCCAAGGACUUCGUCUGUCCGAUAACAAGUCAUAUAUUUGAUGAUCCAGUGACUCUAGAGACAGGACAGACUUAUGAACGGAGGGCGAUCCAAGAAUGGCUUGAAAGAGGAAACUCAACAUGCCCAAUCACACGGCAGAAGUUGAAUUGCACCCAGCUACCUAAAACAAACUAUGUGCUCAAAAGGCUUAUAGCAAGCUGGAAAGAACAGAAUCCUGCAGGUUUGGUCUCCAUUCCACCAGAAACUCAACAGAAGAAGACAGAGCCCAGCUUCAUGUUAAAAGAAAUUCCUUCAAGUACUUCACCAAAUAGUGUCAUUAUCCAGACCACCAUUGAUGGCACAAUCAGUGAGCUGAGACUUGCCAUUACAAAUCUUUGUAUGUCAGAAAUCUUGAACGAGUCCGAAAUGGCUGUUCUUCAAAUAGAGAGAUUUUGGCUGGAGGCAGCCAUGGAAUUUGAUAUUCAAAGUAUGCUUUCCAAACCUCCCGUUAUCAAUGGAUUUGUGGAGGUCCUUCUCAAUUCUGCCGAUCCUCUUGUACUGAAAGCAACAAUUUUUCUCUUGUCUGAGUUGGGUUCGAGAGACAACGGUGUAAUCCAUACACUUACAAGAGUUGAUUCUGACGUGGACUGCAUUGUGGCCCUCUUCAAGAAGGGUUUGCUGGAGGCUGUUGUUUUGAUAUAUCUAUUAAGGCCCCCUACCAUGAACCUACUUGAGAUGGACAUGGUCGAAUCCCUCCUAACAGCCAUUAAGAAUAAAGAGGAUGAUAUGCUUAAGAUGUGUUUAAAACCAAAAACAGCAUCAGUGCUUUUAUUGGAACAGAUCCUUGGUAGCAGUGAAGAUAGUAUUAUUUCUUCAAUUGCCAACGCCAUUAUCUCAACAAAAGUGAUCGAAAGUAUUAUUGACAGCUUGCAAGCUGAGCAGAUGGAGAGAAUUGCAGCUGUUGGGAUCUUAUUGAAAUGCAUGCUGGAGGAUGGGAAAUGCAGAAACACCGUUGCGGAUAAAGCUGAGUUAGCCCCUGUUUUGGACAGCUUCAUGAGUGCAAGUGAUGGCGAGAGAUUUGAGAUUGUUCAGUUCCUCUAUGAAUUAGUCAAAUUAAACAGGAGGACAUUCAAUGAGCAAAUUCUUCACAUCAUUAAGGAUGAAGGAGAAUUUUGUUCAAUGCACAUCUUCCUAAGUUAUUUACAGGUUACUCUUCCAGAUCAAUCUCCUGUGGUGGCUGGUCUCCUGCUCCAACUUGAUCUUCUGGCUGAGCCAAGAAAGAUGAGUAUAUAUCGUGAAGAAGCAAUAGAGAGCCUCAUUUCAAGCCUCGGGAAUUCUGAAUUUCCUGCUGCUCAAAGAGCAGCUGCGGAGACGAUUGUGUCAUUGCAAGGGAGGUUCACUGUCUCUGGAAAGUCCCUAACCCGAGCUUUUCUUCUGAAACAAGCUGGACAUGGACAAAUUUACAAAAAUCUUAUGCGAAUGGAGCAACUCGGCAAACUUUCUGGAGAAAUUGAAGAAAACUUGGAAGAAGAGAAGGCAGCUGAAGAAUGGGAAAGAAAAAUGGCCUUUGCUCUAGUAAGCUAUGAGUUUGGUCUCCUCUUUGAAGCUUUAGCAGAAGGCUUGAGGAGUAGAUGUGCAGAGUUACGUUCAGCAUGCUUUGUGUCAGCAACUUGGCUUGUACAUAUGCUUGGCAUUCUUCCAGACACGGGGAUACGAGCAGCAGCUCGAGUUUGCUUUCUCAAGCACUUCAUUGAAAUAUUCACGUCUUCGAAGGACAUUGAAAACAAAGUCCUUUCAUUGCUGGCUCUAAAAAGCUUCAUCAAGGACCCUGAGGGGCUGCAUGACCUUUCUUCAUCCAUGAAAGAUAUUAAGAAAGAUCUGAGAGAGCUUAGAAAAACUUCAUCCUUGGCAGUUGAAAUUCUGAAAGUUCUCUCAGCUGGCCAUGACUCUAGUACUGCUGAAUUAUGGACUCAUAAUGAAUUAGUUCAAGUAGAUUGCAGUGAGAAUGGAGAAGUGCUUUCAAUUACUUUCUACAAUGACAUGAUAUUUUCUGGACAUUCAGAUGGAACUAUAAAGGUUUGGACUGGCAAAGGUAGCAUUCUUCAUCUCAUCCAAGAAAUUCGAGAACACACCAAGGCUGUCACUAGCUUGGCAUUCUUACAGCCGGGAGAAAAAUUAUACAGUGGUUCACUGGAUAGAACUGCAAGGGUAUGGUCUAUUGGCAACGAAUCUUUGACUUGUGUACAAGUACAUGAUAUGAAGGACCAGGUUCAUAAUUUAGUGGUAGCCAAUGGCAUUUGUUGCUUCAUUCCACAAGGAGCUGGUGUCAAGGUUCACUCAUGGAACGGAGGGUCCAAAUUAUUGAAUCCACAUAAAUAUGUAAAGUGCUUGUCUCUAGUACAUGGAAAACUAUACUGUGGAUGCCAAGAUAGUAGUAUUCAGGAAAUUGAUUUGACAACAGGAACACUUGCUACCAUUCAACAUGGAUCUAGAAAACUGCUAGGAAAAACAAAUCCAAUCCAUGCACUUCAAGUUCAAAAUGGACUGAUUUAUUCAGCCAGCUCACCCUUUGAUGGAGCAGCAGUGAAGAUUUGGAAUGCAUCCAAUUUUGGUCUGGUUGGCUCACUACCUUCUAUACUCGAAGUGAGGUCUAUGGCCAUAAGCUCAGAUCUCAUUUACGUGGGCUGUAAGGCAGGAACUGUUGAGAUUUGGGAUAGAAAGAAACAACAAAAUAGAGUUGAAAUACUACAGACAGGUACAAAUGAUAAGGUUCUUUGCAUGGCUAUGAAUGCCAACGAAGAUGUGUUGGUGAUUGGCACUUCAACUGGCCAGAUUCAGGCAUGGGGUCUUAGCUAGAAAUGGAGGAUGCUAUAUAUUAUUUACAAAUGACAAUUUUUCACCAAAACAAAACGAACGACCAAGAACUUAAUUAUUUGAAAAUUCUUUCGCAUGAUUCAAAUAAACUCCUCCAUUUGAGAAUUA